Molecule: messenger RNA, 996 nt
Organism: Trichomycterus rosablanca
Lineage: Eukaryota; Metazoa; Chordata; Actinopteri; Siluriformes; Trichomycteridae
Exons: 7
Coding region: 1-996 (331 amino acids)
Biological process (GO): response to bacterium
Molecular function (GO): methyltransferase activity; 2-oxoglutarate-dependent dioxygenase activity
Source: RefSeq, a predicted model, not a curated record
AUGUUUGGAUGUGUGUUCAGAGAAGUCAACAAUUUCACUCUUAAUAUUGUAAAUGCAGAACUGUCUGAUUCUGCAACUUACCUCUGUGUAGUUUCAUACAAUUUAGAUAUGGUUUUUGUGGGCUAUACAGUUUUAGUUCUCAAAGGUUCACCAGCCAGUCAGUAUGCUGUUCUCCAGAAUCCUGCGUUAAAAACAGUAACCCAUGGGGACAAUGUGACUCUGCAGUGUACAGUAGUCGCUGAGAGCUGUGCAGGAGAACACAGUGUGUUCUGGAUCAGACAUGGUUCAGGAGAAUCUCAUCCAGGAAUCAUUUACACUGAUGGAGACAGCAGUGAUCAGUGUAAGAACAGAUCUGAUGCUGGAUCUUCUACACAGAGCUGUAUCUACAGUCUCCCCAAGAGGAACCUCAGCACCUCUGAUGCUGGAACUUACUACUGUGCUGUAGCUACUUGUGGAGAGAUUCUUUAUGGGAAAGGCACAAAACUGGAAAUUAAAGAUGAGGCUGGAGGUCAUGCAGCUCAAGGAAACAAGGUUGAGGACGAUGAUGCUUUGAACUAUGCAGCUCUUACUUUUGCUCAGAAUUCCUCUUCUAGAAGAACCAGGGAAAAUAUUAACAGCACUGUAGUAUAUGGGCAGCUGACGUGGACCGUCAACACCUCACACCUGAUUAAGAAGGCUCAACAAAGACUCUUCUUUCUCAGGAAGCUGAAAAAGGCCAAACUGCCACAGAAACUACUGGUAAACUUUUACAGGAGCACAAUAGAAAGUAUUCUGACCAGCAAUUUCACAGUGUGGUAUUCGAGCUGCACUGCCGCCAAGCGUAAAGAUCUGCAUCGGGUGGUGAAAACAGCUCAGCGGGUCAUUGGCACAGAACUUUCACACCUGGACGUGUUGUAUGCUAGCCGACUGAGGAAGAAGUGCAUAAUAUCAGUAAGCGAUUCAGGAAAUCUGGCAGAAAUCCAGUGCAUAAAGGACAAGGGUGCAAGCCUAAGCUGA